ACACCAAAGAAAACUUCUGCUUUUUUGUUUAACAAAGAAUCUUGUUUUUAUUGAAUUCUAGAAUAAGAGAGAUUACAAAAGAAGUGAACAGCCAACUUCUUUGCUGGUUGAAGUUCUGCUCUUGAUUCUUGAAUCUUUUGUUUAAGAAGACAGCGCGUAUUAAUUAUUAGUAUUCUCAUUUCUUUACCAAUUUUGAGUUCUGAAGAAAAUGGGCACAACAUUGUUCACUGGCUGUAGUAGCUUUUCAUGGAAAUGUCAUCAGCAAGUAGCUCCUUCUUGCAGUCUUGCUCAAUCUUCACCAGAAAAUGGAGUUUCAAGCGUGAAAGCUGUCCCCGGUUCAAGAGGAAUUGCCUUGGCUGAUAAGGAGAAAGAGGAGUCCUGGGAGAUUUUGAGUAGACGACGAUCAAUUUUGGUUUCUGGGAUUUCUCUCGCAUCAUCGAGUGUAUUGGGAUUUCCAGGAGAGGGAUUGGCAGUGGUCAAACAAGGUCUUCUAGCAGGGAGGAUACCUGGCUUGUCUGAGCCAGAUGACCAAGGUUGGAGGACAUACCGCAGGCCAGAUGACAAGUCCGGAGGGCAUGGAGUUGGAUGGAGUCCUAUCAUCCCUUAUGCCUUUUCAGUACCUCAAGAAUGGGAAGAGGUUCCUGUAUCAAUUGCGGAUUUAGGUGGUACAGAGAUUGACUUGAGGUUUGCUAGCUCAAAGGAAGGACGAUUGUUUGUCAUUGUUGCUCCAGUUCUGAGAUUUGCUGACAAUCUUGGUGACAAUGCCACAAUUGAAAAGAUCGGGCCUCCAGAAAUUGUGAUUAAUGCAUUUGGACCAGAGGUGAUUGGUGAAAAUGUAGAAGGAAAGGUGCUAAGCAUUAACACGGCAGAACAUGAUGGCAGAAUGUAUUACCAGUAUGAGUUGGAGCCACCUCAUGCACUGAUCACAGCAACUGCAGCCGGUAAUCGCCUUUACCUAUUCAGUGUAACAGGAAGUGGUCUUCAAUGGAAAAGGCAUUACAAGGAUUUGAAGAGGAUAGCGGAGUCCUUUCGUGUUGUCUAGUGUGGACCUCCCUGAAUUGUGACAUCAGUACGAAAUUAGAGUUGGAUAUUUUUCCUUUCUAUGUAAUUUAUAAUGACAAGAAAAACAAAGAGAAGAAAAAGAGUGUAUUUGCAGCACAACUCCAAAAUGUGCAAAAUUAUAGAUUUCACUUGCAGAAAAUCCACUAUCAUCGUAUUACAUCCAUCACUCUGAUCUUCAUGGGUCAGUAGUAAUAAAUCCAAAACUUACUGCUGCCAAUUACAUGUCAUGGAGUCGGGCUUUCUUGCUUGCACUCUCAAUUCGCAAGAAGAGGGAAUUUAUUGAUGGAACAAUCAAAUAACCAAAUGAGGCAGAUCCAUUGUUUGAAGACUGGUCUAGAUGCAACAGUUUGAUAGUUACCUGGUUGCUUGAGUCAUUGACACCUGAGAUUGCAUCGAAUGUCCUUUACAUGGACUCAGCCAAAGAAAUCUAGGAGACAUUGAAGAAUCGGUUUUCUCAACCAGACAAGACCAAAAUCUGUAAUCUUCAGUUUCAAUUGGGAAAUAUUUUGCAAAGAACAAGGUUAG
Messenger RNA from Theobroma cacao (cacao), 1587 nucleotides. RefSeq names its product thylakoid lumenal protein (Mog1/PsbP/DUF1795-like photosystem II reaction center PsbP family protein). Gene Ontology annotation, biological process: photosynthesis. NCBI's taxonomy places the organism in Eukaryota, Viridiplantae, Streptophyta, Magnoliopsida, Malvales, Malvaceae. Gene Ontology annotation, cellular component: photosystem II; extrinsic component of membrane; photosystem II oxygen evolving complex. Gene Ontology annotation, molecular function: calcium ion binding. The record is from RefSeq and is a predicted model, not a curated record.